Messenger RNA from Parasteatoda tepidariorum (common house spider), 406 nucleotides. The record is from RefSeq and is a predicted model, not a curated record. NCBI's taxonomy places the organism in Eukaryota, Metazoa, Arthropoda, Arachnida, Araneae, Theridiidae.
CCUUUGUCUAAUUGCAGUUAUGAUAAUUGAAUUUGAAAAAGAAAUGAUUGAUAAAUCAGCAAGUUUUGCAAACAAGAAUGGAAUUGCUACAAAGGAAAAUAUUCCCCUGGAACCACUUAUGGAUGAAGAAAAAGGAAAUGUUUUUGGGGAAUCUUUCAAAGAAUAUGCAAAAUCUAUUUUUUCAGACUCGCUUAUCCCAGGUUUUUCACAAAUCGUAAGCACGAGAACGUGGAAGAAGAAGUUGUGGAAAUCAGCCAUAUUUUCAGUUUGCCUGGCAGGGUUCCUCUACCAAGCGCGGGAAUUUAUGGCAUAUUAUUGGACAUAUCCAACAACUACUUACACUAAAAUAAGUUGGCCUUCUGAAGUAUUGCUGCCUGCUGUAACAUUUUGUAGCAACAACCGGUAA